AUGGCGAUCGGAAAGAAUAAGCGGAUGAGCAAGGGAAAGAAGGGGGGCAAGAAGAAGAUUGGUGAUCCCUUCUUGAAGAAGGAGUGGUAUGACCUGAAGGCCCCCACCCUUUUCAACGUCAGGAAUUUUGGAAAGACCCUCGUGACAAAAUCUCAAGGGACCAAGUUGGCCGUUGAUGGUCUUCGCGGACGCGUUUACGAGGUGAAUUUGGCGGAUCUGAACAAUGAUGAAGAUCAGGGUUUCAGGAAGAUCAAGCUGUGCUGCGAAGAUAUUCAGGGCAGAAACUGCUUGACUGACUUCCACGGAAUGGACAUGACUCGUGAUAAGAUCUGCUCUCUGGUCCGCAAAUGCCACUCGUUGAUUGAGGCAUUCGUUGACGUGACGACGUUGGACGGCUACACUUUGAGGAUGUUCUGCAUUGGCUUCACCAAGAGGAGACCGGACCAGGUGAAGAGCACUUGCUACGCACAAACGUCCCAGAUCCGAGCCAUCCGCAAGAAGAUGAUGACCAUCAUGUCUGCGGAGGCGUCCAAAUGCCAACUGCGCGACCUCGUCAAGAAGUUCAUCCCUGAAUCGAUCGGCAAGGACAUCGAAAAUGCUUGCAAGGGCAUUUUCCCCCUUCAGAACGUGUUUAUUCGCAAGGUGAAAAUGCUGAAGAAGCCGAAGUUCGACCUCACCAAGCUCAUGGAGCUCCAUGGUGAAGUCGAAGACGUCGGCAGGAAGGUCCAGGCAGAGUCCGGCGAAGCCCAGAAUACUUUGACAGCGGAGACCAAGGCUUGA
Molecule: messenger RNA, 780 nt
Organism: Neospora caninum
Lineage: Eukaryota; Apicomplexa; Conoidasida; Eucoccidiorida; Sarcocystidae
Exons: 4
Coding region: 1-780 (259 amino acids)
Biological process (GO): translation
Cellular component (GO): ribosome; cytosol
Molecular function (GO): structural constituent of ribosome
Source: RefSeq, a predicted model, not a curated record